CAAGAACAUAGCCUAUCUAACAGUAAAUCUAUACACGGAAUGUUUGAGUAAAAUUUUUGCGCUUGUAGGUAAACAAUAAUAAUCGAUUUUUGAGUGGACGAGUGAAUAGAAGAAUAUGAAGGAAUUGGUGUUAUUCGCGUUGUUAUUCGCCGUAGGAAUAUCGUACAGCGAGGAGAGAUCUCAGGAAUUCACGUCUGUUGUUUUAUCGAAUAACAACAAAAAUCCCAAUUGGUUCAAAUUCGGCGAAAAAACUUAUUAUGUCGAUACGGUUUUUACGGCAAACUGGUACAAAGCCCUGCAGUUUUGCAGACAACAAGGCAUGCAAUUACUGAGCAUCGCCACUAAAACAGAAAACGACAGAAUCGGAAAAUUCCUCAUCGACAACGGCAUAUCGUACGGGCAUUAUUGGACGUCGGCGACCAAUCUGGCGGGCGAUCACCGCUGGAUUUGGCUGUCGACGGGCCAGCCGAUGGUCUACACGAACUGGGACUCCGGCGAGCCCAACAGCGCGCACAAUUCGACCGAGAAUUGCGUCGAAGUGAGACAUUGGUCCAGCGGCUUCACCUGGAACGAUCUCGGCUGCUCCCAAAACUUGUACUUCAUCUGCGAGACCGUCAACGAUUGCGUGCAAACUCUCAAUGCGCAGAAGAACUGAUGCGAAAGAGAAUAAUAAAUCCAAGGAAGAGUUGAUUUAUUCGGUAAUUUAAUUUUAUGCAAUGUUUCAUGUACUUACUAUAAGUAGUAAUAAAAAAACAAAGUGGAUUUUUA
Phyllotreta striolata is the source of this 768-nucleotide messenger RNA. The record is from the annotation of a GenBank genome assembly. Lineage: Eukaryota; Metazoa; Arthropoda; Insecta; Coleoptera; Chrysomelidae.